AUGCUCUCGCAGUCUCCACUCCGAUGCCUCUCGGUAGCUGCGGCAAGUCACUUUGACUAUAUUAUCCUGGGCGCAGGCUCAGCGGGCUGCGUCAUGGCAAACAGGCUUUCGGAGGAUCCCAACGUCAAGGUGGCCGUGCUUGAAGCAGGUAGGUGGCACAGAGGGUCCUGGGAUUGGUGGAAAGCGGCGAUGCCCGCGGCCCUGACGUUCAACUUGGCCAACAAGAAGUAUAACUGGGACUACCACACUGUGCCGCAGAAGCACAUGAACAACCGACGACUGCAUCAGCCACGAGGAAAAAUGACAGGUGGUUCGUCUGGUAUCAACGCCAUGGUCUAUGUUCGUGGGCAUGCUCUAGACUUUGAGAGGUGGGCUUCACAGGAAGGAUGCCCGGGCUGGUCCUAUCGCGACGUCCUCCCUUAUUUUAAGAAGUCCACUACACACGAGUUGGGCGAGAAUUUCUACCGUGGUGGGGCUGGUCCCAUCCAUGUAAGACGUGGGGCCACUGGUAAUGAGCUAUUCAAGGCGUUUGUCGAUGCCGGCGUACAAGCUGGCUAUCCGUAUACAGAGGACAUGAAUGGUAAACAGCAGGAAGGCUUCGGCCCUAUGGACAUGACUGUGAGUCCCGUGGACUCCUCCGAAACUCCCUUCGAGCUCUCGCGCUUCAAGGUCACCUCUGACGGCAAGCGAUGCCAUGCGGGUUUGGCUUAUCUAAAUGAAGCCGCGAAGAGGCCUAAUUGCUCGGUAAUAACCCGAGCAAUGGUCAACAGACUUGUAUGGGAACGCUCCCCUGAUGGUGCCGAAAAACGUUGUAUUGGAGUAGAGUAUAUCGAUCACGUGGGCGAGCCUCGUUAUAUUAAAGCUGGUCGAGAGAUCAUUAUGGCGAUGGGGGCCGUCGGGACCCCACAGAUCCUGAACUUAUCGGGAGUAGGUGAUCCUGACCAUCUGAGGUCUCUAUCGAUUGAUCCAGUUAUAGCUAACCAGAAUGUUGGGCAGAACCUACAAGACCAUUUGGAAUUUUACGUUCAGUAUCUUUGCUCAAAGCCUGUUAGCCUCUUUCCGGUGGCGACGUGGCGGUACCCACAUCUAAAGGCUCUCACGGGCAUCGAGUGGCUCCUCAAGGGAACGGGCUUGGCCGCGUCUAAUCACUUUGAUACUGGUGGCUUCAUAAGGACUCGAGCAGGAAUCCGACACCCCGACUUCCAAUUCCACUUCAUCCCAGGCUGUGUUGUGGGGCAGCUCGAUUUCCUCCCUCAUCACGGCUACCAGGCUCAUGGUGGGACGAUGCGUCCUAAAUCGCGAGGGGCUAUAAAGAUAACGUCGAAGGAUCCGCGAGAUGAGCCACUGAUUGACCCGAACUUCCUGGCUGAUGUCGAGGAUAUGAGGGAUAUGAGGGAGGGCUUGAGGAGGACUAUAGAGAUUAUGGAGCAGCCUGCCUUGAAAGACUAUUACAUGGAGAGUCGUUUAUCACCAGCAACAGACUUCAAUUUGGACAGCGACGACGACUGCGACCGGUGGAUCAAGAAUUCGAGCCACUCUGCUUAUCAUCUGUCAUGCACUGCUGCUAUGGGGAAAGUCGUGGACGAGCACGGUCGACUGUAUGGGGCCUCGAAUGUUCGAGUUGUGGAUGCGAGUGCGAUGCCUUCGAUGACUUCUGGCAAUUUGAACGCUCCUACAUUGAUGAUGGCUGAGAAGUUUGCUGAUCACAUUCGAGGCCGGCCGUAUCUAGACCCCGCUCAGAGUGAAAACGACGAGGCUCUAUGGUGGGAGAACCCCACUUGGCAGACUUCACAGCGAUAG
Molecule: messenger RNA, 1800 nt
Organism: Perkinsus marinus ATCC 50983
Lineage: Eukaryota; Perkinsozoa; Perkinsida; Perkinsidae
Product: Choline dehydrogenase, putative
Exons: 12
Coding region: 1-1800 (599 amino acids)
Molecular function (GO): flavin adenine dinucleotide binding; oxidoreductase activity, acting on CH-OH group of donors
Source: RefSeq, a predicted model, not a curated record